Molecule: messenger RNA, 1962 nt
Organism: Naegleria fowleri
Lineage: Eukaryota; Heterolobosea; Eutetramitea; Acrasida; Naegleriidae
Exons: 1
Coding region: 1-1962 (653 amino acids)
Molecular function (GO): protein binding
Source: RefSeq, a predicted model, not a curated record
AUGUUCUCAUCAUCUGCUUGCAAAAGUUUCUCUCGUAAUGUUUCACUUUCCAGAAGCACGAUUUUGAGAGGUAUCUCUAAAAACAAUACUAAACCAUCAUUCAUGGGAGAUGGUUGCUUGAAUCAUGCAGUGUUCGGAUGCAACCAAAAGAUGAUGAUGAGAAAUUCAACAAUGAUGAUGAAUGAAUUUGCAAAAUAUCAAAACGGAAUCAAAAGAUAUUUUCAUACUCAUCAUGGCUUACAAUUUUUCGAUUUAAAGAAGGUCAAAGAGACUCAAAGUAAAGAACAUUCGGAAUCUGAAAAGAUUGAACUUUUGGGGAAACUCAAAACUGCAGAAGAGCUACUCAAAAACAUUACCACACAAUUGGGUCCAGUGUUAGCAGCGAUGAAUGAAAAACCAGAACAAAAACUUCCAGCUGAAAUAGUAGAUUCCAUCUAUAAUUUAAUUAGAUUUUGUUUGGAAAUCAUUCCUGAUGUUCAUACACCUGUUUCUAAAGCGAAAUCUUUUUAUGAAUCCUCCGUCGGAAUGGGUAUUUUGAACAUUAGCAAACAAGCUCAACUAUUGGCAGCAAAAGGAAUAAUACAAGAAUGGUUUGAUAUGGAGUCGUUGAAAAAGUACAUCAGACCAGAAGAAUUGCGUGCAGAAACAGUUAUUUAUCCAGAAGGAGUUAUGGAUGACACGUUUCUAUUAUUCCAGAGCCAAGAAGCUCAAAUUUCCUAUAGUGCUUAUGUUUAUCCAGCAGGUGAUUUAUAUCCUUACAAUAGAUACAGUCUCAUUGGUAGCGCUUACUUUUUGUUUCUUCGAUUGAAAGACUGUCCAACCAUGACCAAUGCCGAAACUCUCAUGAACUACAUAAAGGAAGUUGUUAGAGAGUACAACAGAGUGAAACAGCUGUAUAUUUCAGCCAAGAAGCCUGAAAAAGAUAUUGACUACUCGACCACAAUCACCUAUGAUGCACAACGUAAUGCUUACUCCUAUUUGCGAAAAACUUAUACUGAAGAUGAAUUUGAUUGGUUUGAGGAUUUGGAAACCAACUUACCCAUUCAUUUGGGAGCAUUUAUCAAAGCCUGUGAAAUGGUGUCACAAAUCGACUUUAUUCCAGACAAAACCAAAGUAAUUUCAGCAUUGGACGAGUGCUUGCAAAUUAACCCAAACAAUCCAUAUAUUUUACAUAUGAAGGCCGCAUGUUAUCGGGCGCUUAAUACGGAGCCUUUGGAUGCAAAUAUGGUCGUAGAAAAUUAUUUGAAAGGAGUGGAGACUUGUGAUCAAGCUCUAGAAGUAAUGAAAAAAGCUAAAGUACAUUAUUUACAAAAAUUGGAAAAAACACGAUUAGAAGAAAAUGAGGUAACCUUGCUUCCAGAGAACGCACGAGUGAAUGAUCUUAAAUUCUAUCCAAUUCAUUAUUUGAAAGGUAUGCUUUUGCAUGCUACUGCUGAAUCAGAUCUGUCUCCUGAAUUUCGCCAUCAAUAUGGAUCCAAGGCUUUGGAAUGCUUUGCACAAGUAGAAUCAUUUUCAAGACUACCAUGUGAUUUCAAUUACUUGGUGUCAAAGGCUCAAGCAUAUUAUGCGUGUGAUAUGUUUGAACAAACUCUUGGCGUGCUAUCUCCCGUUGAGAAGUUCCAAGGUCUUGUAGACAAUUCAUCAAUCGUCACAGCCAUUGUUAUUGCUGCAAAUGCAAUGAUUUCACUAGGUUAUGCUGAUGUUUGCAUGGAAAAGCUUGAAGAAUAUAUUAAAACCUAUGACAAUGACCCUAGAUUAAGGUUUGAAAAAGUCAUGUGUAAAGAGUUCUUAUCUCGCUCCAAGGAUCACUACAGGGAUAUUGUUAAAGAAUAUAAGGAAUUAUUGGAAGAGACACAACAGUCUACCGAUCCCAACGUCCUUGCUGUUUCUCCCAUGAUUCAAACAAGAAUGCAAUAUUUACAAGAAGCUAUUGUCAACCCUGCCUAUGCAGAAAGAUGGUAA